Messenger RNA from Dichomitus squalens LYAD-421 SS1, 705 nucleotides. RefSeq lists its product as uncharacterized. The record is from RefSeq and is a predicted model, not a curated record. The coding region runs from base 1 to 705 and encodes 234 amino acids. The transcript has 7 exons. NCBI's taxonomy places the organism in Eukaryota, Fungi, Basidiomycota, Agaricomycetes, Polyporales, Polyporaceae.
AUGUCUCGUGCUCUCAUCCUAUCGUUCAUCUUUCUCUCGAUAUUCCGUGCUUUUCCCAUCUCAGCUAGCCCCGUCUCGCUGUUCCUUCCCCUCAAGCUCGCCCCUGGGGUCCCCAUGUCCGCUACUAUUAUAGGCACAGAUGGCAGCGGACAUACUACUUGGGUGCUUAAGGAAGGAGCAGCCAGCGGGACGUUCACCAAAACAGGUGUUGCAGAAAGUGCGCUCGCAACCGCACCAGUGACUCUUGUCGAAGGCUCGACGGAUGCGCACAUGUUCGGCGCCUUUGGCUCUCAGACCCUUUCCGUAGACUGCGCUUUGCAGACGGGGGCGAGUGGAACCGGGGCGCCAAUGGCUGUCUGCACGGAAUUUGCAGCGGCUCCAUCAGCGACUGUCAGCGGCAUCGUCUUCACUCAGGCUGCAGCCAAAGUAGAGGUCCAGAUGAAGACGAACGGCGCGGGGAGUAUCAGAAUGGGUAUCACUGGGGUGGCGGUCUCCGUUCUGACUGUUCUGGGAGGGGCCGGGCUGGAUCAACGUACCCGCCUGUCUGCCGAGCGCGGACCGAGACAUGAUCUUGACCACGCCACCACGGUCGCCACAGCAGACAGUAGGUUCCAGGGUAUCCUCUUCUCAAGCUGGGUCGAGAACUAUGUCUCUGUAACGAAGAAUCGUGCAUGCAGCGCACCUGAGAUUAUGGCUUCGGAUUGA